This is a messenger RNA of Psammomys obesus (fat sand rat), 3340 nucleotides long. RefSeq names its product YME1 like 1 ATPase (gene Yme1l1). The coding region runs from base 191 to 2338 and encodes 715 amino acids. Gene Ontology annotation, cellular component: mitochondrial inner membrane. Gene Ontology annotation, molecular function: ATP-dependent peptidase activity; ATP binding; metalloendopeptidase activity. Gene Ontology annotation, biological process: mitochondrion organization; protein quality control for misfolded or incompletely synthesized proteins. The transcript is spliced from 19 exons. Lineage: Eukaryota; Metazoa; Chordata; Mammalia; Rodentia; Muridae. The record is from RefSeq and is a predicted model, not a curated record.
CUUCCGGGGCAGAUGUUGUCGUAGCAGCUGUGGGGAGGGGAAGCCAUUUCUUUGCUUCUGGGUGGAGUAAGGCAUACACCCGGAGAAGAGCGAGAGGAAAUAAAGAGAAAAUAAGAGGGCUCAGCCCCUUUCCUCUGAGCUGAAGAGAGCAAGCACUUCCGGCUGGCGGGUAAGGUCCCGAGGCCCAGAGAUGUUUUCCCUGUCGAGCACUGUGCAGCCCCAGGUUACAGUUCCUCUCAGUCAUCUCAUCAAUGCCUUCCAUUCACCAAAAAAUAUAUCUGUUUCUGUCAAUACAUCUGUUUCUCAAAAACAGCAUCGAGAUACAGUUCCUGAGCAUGAAGCUUCCAGUAGUGAGCCUGUACUUAAUUUAAGAGACCUUGGAUUAUCUGAGUUGAAAAUUGGACAGAUUGAUAAACUGGUAGAAAAUUUGCUUCCUGGAUUUUAUAAAGACAAAAGAUUUUCUUCCCAUUGGCAUACAUCUCAUAUCUCAGCACAGUCCUUCUUUGAAAAUAAAUAUGGUCACUUAGAUAUGUUCAGUACACUACGCUCCUCUAGCUUGUACAGACAACAUCCAAAAACUCUUCGAAGCAUUUGUUCAGAUCUUCAUUAUUUUCCAGUUUUCAUACAGUCUCGGGGUUUUAAAACUUUGAAAUCAAGGACACGGCGUUUGCAGUCCACCUCUGAAAGAUUAGCAGAAGCACAAAAUAUAGCACCAUCAUUUGUGAAGGGGUUUCUUUUGCGGGACAGAGGAACAGAUCUUGAGAGUUUGGACAAACUUAUGAAAACUAAAAACAUACCUGAAGCUCACCAAGAUGCAUUUAAAACUGGUUUUGCGGAGGGUUUUCUCAAAGCUCAAGCUCUCACACAGAAGACUAAUGAUUCCUUAAGGCGAACUCGUCUGAUCCUUUUUAUUCUGCUCCUGUUCGGUAUUUAUGGACUCUUAAAAAACCCAUUUUUAUCUGUGCGCUUCCGGACAACCACAGGACUUGACUCUGCGGUAGAUCCCGUCCAGAUGAAAAAUGUCACUUUUGAACAUGUUAAAGGGGUGGAAGAAGCCAAACAAGAAUUACAGGAAGUUGUUGAAUUCUUGAAAAAUCCACAAAAGUUUACUGUGCUUGGAGGUAAACUUCCCAAAGGAAUUCUUUUAGUUGGGCCUCCAGGAACGGGGAAGACACUUCUUGCUCGAGCUGUGGCAGGAGAAGCUGAUGUUCCUUUUUAUUAUGCUUCUGGAUCAGAAUUCGAUGAGAUGUUUGUGGGUGUAGGAGCGAGCAGGAUCAGAAAUCUUUUUAGAGAAGCAAAAGCGAAUGCACCCUGUGUUAUAUUUAUUGAUGAAUUAGAUUCUGUUGGUGGAAAGAGAAUUGAAUCUCCAAUGCAUCCAUAUUCAAGACAGACUAUCAAUCAACUUCUUGCUGAAAUGGAUGGGUUCAAGCCCAAUGAAGGAGUAAUCAUUAUAGGUGCCACAAAUUUCCCAGAGGCAUUAGAUAAUGCCUUAAUACGUCCUGGUCGUUUUGACAUGCAGGUUACAGUUCCAAGGCCAGAUGUGAAGGGUCGGACUGAAAUUUUGAAAUGGUAUCUCAAUAAAAUAAAGUUUGAUAAGUCUGUUGAUCCAGAAAUCAUAGCUAGAGGUACUGUUGGGUUUUCUGGUGCAGAGUUGGAGAAUCUUGUGAACCAAGCUGCAUUAAAGGCAGCAGUUGAUGGAAAAGAAAUGGUUACCAUGAAGGAACUAGAGUUUUCUAAGGAUAAAAUUCUAAUGGGACCAGAAAGAAGAAGUGUGGAAAUUGAUAACAAAAACAAAACUAUAACGGCCUAUCAUGAAUCUGGUCACGCUAUUAUUGCAUAUUACACAAAGGAUGCAAUGCCAAUCAAUAAAGCGACAAUCAUGCCACGAGGGCCAACACUUGGACAUGUCUCACUGUUGCCUGAGAAUGACAGAUGGAAUGAAACUAGAUCCCAGCUCCUUGCACAAAUGGAUGUUAGUAUGGGAGGAAGAGUUGCAGAGGAGCUCAUAUUUGGAACUGAUCAUAUAACAACAGGUGCUUCUAGUGAUUUUGAUAAUGCGACAAAAAUUGCAAAGAGGAUGGUUACCAAAUUUGGAAUGAGUGAAAAGCUUGGAGUUAUGACCUACAGUGACACAGGAAAACUAAGUCCUGAAACUCAAUCUGCCAUUGAACAAGAAAUAAGAAUCCUUCUACGGGAGUCAUAUGAACGAGCAAAACAUAUCUUGAAAACUCAUGCAAAAGAACAUAAGAAUCUAGCAGAAGCAUUGUUGACCUAUGAGACUUUGGAUGCCAAAGAGAUUCAAAUUGUUCUUGAGGGGAAGAAAUUGGAAGUGAGAUGAUAACUCUUGAUAUUGCUGGUUUUAUUACAAGAAUAUACGUAGUCCUGCAGUUUCCUUUUGCAACACUCUUCAACUCCCACUCUUGACUUGGUAUAUAUAACUGAAGGAUGUGAAACACUUUGUCAAUUAUCUGUCACAUUAUAUGAUUUUGGUUAUUCCUGUGAUGACACCCAUUGGAGAUUAGUAAACCAUAGCAAGUACAUGAAAAGAUAAUCAAUAAAGAGCUGUCAGGAUUAAAGACAUUGUUUGAAAAAUGGCAAUUAAUGAUGUUGAAAGUAAGUAGUCAUUUUGUGGUUAAUUACUCAAUGUGAGUAAAAAUUGUGCCUUUAUCUACUGGUAAGUAUUUUUUAAUUUGCAAGCUAAAAUAAUUAAAAAGCUGUCAUUUCCUGAUAGUAACAUUUCUCUUUGGUAAGUCAUUUCCACUUAUAUCAGUGGAGAUGCCAGUAAGAUGUGCAUAAUCAUGUUCUUGACUGUGUAAAAUGGCCUUUAAAAGAAGUUAUUUGAAUUGUAAAUAUAAAGCUAAUCAGAAUUUAAAUGAUUGCAAUGUUUUAAAAAUGCUGCAUGCAUACCCAUUUUCUUUCAGAUAUUACUGUCUGAUGAAAUUUAUUUCAGAAGUUUUUAUGAAGUAAACAACACAUUAUAUUCUGAAAAUUACAUAAUUACAUUUAAUCUCAAAAUCAAAAUGAAACCAAAAACUCAGUUUCUUUCAAAGUGGUCUUUCAACUUCCACCUUAUCAGAAGUGGAAGGCUUGUGCCAUCUGCACAUGUUACAGGGUUUAUAGGUAAUUUCAUAUCCAAAUCAGUAGAGCAGAGAGUGCAUUGCAUUUGGUGUUACAACCAGAUUACAUUCUUUUUUUUUUUGUUUGUUUAUUUUAUUUUUCUUUUUAGUUACAUUUUGUUAACUCUGUGUCCCAGCUGUAUCCCGCUCCCUCAUUCCCUCCCCAACCCCACAGAUUACAUUCUUGAAGGAACUAUUAAAAUUACAUUCAGUUUUCUCGUUGA